This is a messenger RNA of Ixodes scapularis (black-legged tick), 4267 nucleotides long. It is a transcript of the gene Tnks, whose product is annotated as poly [ADP-ribose] polymerase tankyrase-1. The coding region runs from base 784 to 4110 and encodes 1108 amino acids. Lineage: Eukaryota; Metazoa; Arthropoda; Arachnida; Ixodida; Ixodidae. Gene Ontology annotation, cellular component: nucleus; cytoplasm. The record is from RefSeq and is a predicted model, not a curated record. The transcript has 25 exons. Gene Ontology annotation, molecular function: NAD+ poly-ADP-ribosyltransferase activity; protein binding.
GAGUUGUUGCAUGGCAGGAGGGCAGCUACGGACAGCUACUUGGUUUUAUUUAUUUAUUUUGCGUUGUGAUUGAUUACGUUAACCGAAGUAGUCGGCAACAUAAAGGAACGUCAACCGGUAAUCACUUUUUAUGCAUGUCGGCUUUUCUAGGCUUUUCAAGGGACGUGGGGACAUUGCAGCGUGUUGGUAGGUGGCGCAAGCCACCACCUAACCCACAGGUAACAGUCGUUAUGCACGCAUCCACCCGAAGCGAACAUCUUCCACUUUUUGGCUUUUUCCGGGCGCGCUCCGCGUGCGAACCUAACCCUCUUGGUGCGAACCGUGCGAACUUUCGUGCGAAUGCGGAAGCACAGAAGGUCGAGGCGCCUAGGCCGACGCGUGAGCAGUUUCUGGGUUGUGCAGCUUUAAGACGCUGGAAGAAAUCGGGAGGCGGUCGCACACUCCCAUAAUAAAAUCCAUCGGAACUUUUUUUCAGAAAAUUGGCCGAACAAAUCGACGGAAGGUGCGACAGUUGGACGUCGAACCUAGUCGAAUCAGGCCUCAGGCAGCCUCAGGUUCGGAAAACGCUAGCGACGUCCCUAACCAUGGGCCAUGGCAGGUCCAAAGUGGACGCAGGGGGACCCGGUUAGGGACGGGCCCCGUUGCUUCGACGUCGGUCGUCCAGCGUGCCUGGCCAGCUAGUCUGCACGACCCCGUGGCACAGCUGAUGCACAGCCUCCUUGUGCUGCCAGGGUACCUUGCCCUCGGCUGCCCCCUCUCCCUCGGCGGUGAUCCCAAUAAUGGAUGAUGGCGACCCGAAGGGUCUCUCCGGAUGUGCCACACACCAGCGCCGACGCUGGCCGAGAGCUCUUUGAAGCGUGCAGGAACGGAGACGUGGCCCGCGUCCGAAAACUGGUCACGCCCCAGAACGUCAACUGUCGCGACACGACGGGCAGAAAGUCAACCCCUCUGCACUUCGCUGCAGGCUUCGGGCGUCGCGACGUGGUCGAGCACCUGUUGCAGAGCGGGGCGAGCGUAGACGCUAGGGACGACGGCGGCCUGAUCCCCCUGCACAACGCCUGCUCCUUCGGCCACGCAGAGGUGGUGCAGCUGCUGCUGGCGCACGGCGCUGACGCCAACGCUCGGGACAGCUGGAACUACACGCCGCUGCACGAGGCCGCCAUCAAGGGCAAGGUGGACGUGUGCAUCGUGCUGCUGCAACACGGAGCAGACGCACUGAUCCGCAACACGGACGGCAAGAUUGCCCUGGACCUUGCGGACCCCUCAACGCGGUCGGUGCUCACGGGUGACUAUCGGAAAGACGAGCUGCUGGAGGCAGCCCGCAGUGGGAACGAGGAGAAGCUGCUCUCCCUGGUGACGUCUGCCAACGUCAACUGCCACGCCAGCGAUGGGCGCAAGUCGACGCCCCUGCACUUGGCGGCGGGCUACAACCGGUUGCGCAUUGUGCAGCUACUGCUGGAGCACGGCGCGGAUGUACACGCCAAGGACAAAGGGGGUCUGGUGCCCCUGCACAAUGCCUGCUCUUACGGCCACUUUGAGGUAACGGAGAUGCUGAUCAAGCACGGGGCCAACGUGAAUGGCACAGACCUGUGGCAGUUCAGCCCGCUGCACGAGGCGGCCUCCAAGAGUCGACUGGAAGUUUGCUCCCUGCUGCUAAGCCACGGGGCCGAUGCGGGCCUGCUCAACUGCCACUCCAAGAGCCCCCUGGCGGUGGCGCCCACGCGGGAGCUGCACGAUCGCUUGCUCUACGAGUCCCGGGGCCACGCCCUGCUGGAGGCUGCCCGACUGGGGGACCUGGCCCGGCUGAAGAAGGCGCUGACGCCCGACCUGGUUGGCUUCAAGCACCCCUUCACGGGGGACACGGUCCUGCACUUGGCCGUGUCCUGUGGGAGCCCCAAGCGCAAGCAGGUGGUGGAGCUUCUGCUCCGCCGCAACGUCCCGGUUGAUGAGCCAAACAAGCUGUCCCUGACGCCCCUGCAUGUGGCCGCGGACAAGGGCCACACGGACGCGGUGGAGCUCCUGGUGAAGAGCGGCGCCAAGGUGAACGGCGGCCAGGCUGCACUGGACCGGUGCUCUGGAGACGCGUGCCGACUGCUGCUGAUGGCGUGUGGCUCCGAGUCGGGCACGGCGGGCUCUCAGCCGGCAGCGCCUGAGCGAGGCCCUGCUGAGAUGCAGCUCCUGGAGGCGGCCAAGGCGGGCAAUCUUGACCUUGUACGGAGCCUGGUGGAGGCGGACGCGGAUGUGGUGAACUGCCGCGACGUGGACGGGCGCCAGUCGACGCCGCUCCAUUUUGCGGCAGGGUACAACCGGGUGCCUGUGGUUGAGUUUCUGCUGCAGCGGGGUGCAGACGUCCACGCCAAGGACAAGGGAGGCCUGGUGCCCCUACACAAUGCCUGCUCGUACGGACACUACCAGGUGGCAGACCUGCUCGUCAAGCACGGAGCCAGUGUGAACGUGUCGGACCUGUGGAGGUUCACGCCGCUGCACGAGGCGACGGCCAAGGGGAAGUGCGACAUUGUAAGGCUGCUGCUGGAGCACGGGGCAGAUGCAGCCAAGAAGAACCGGGACGGCAACACGCCCCUUGACCUGGUCCGGGAGGGCGACCAGGAUGUAGCAGACCUGCUGCGAGGCGACGCUGCCCUGCUGGAUGCAGCCAAGAAGGGCAACCUGGGCCGGGUGAUGCGGCUGGUGACUGCGGACAACAUCAACUGCCGGGACGCUCAGGGCAGGAACUCGACACCCCUGCACCUGGCAGCGGGCUACAACAACCUGGAGGUGGCGGAGCUGCUGCUGGAGAAGGGGGCCGAGGUGAAUGCGCAAGACAAGGGGGGCCUCAUCCCACUGCAUAAUGCCUCCUCGUAUGGCCACCUGGACGUAGCUGCCCUGCUCAUCAAGCACGGCACGCUGGUCAAUGCCACGGACCGCUGGGGCUUCGGCCCACUGCACGAGGCUGCCCAGAAGGGGCGCACCCAGCUAUGUGCCUUGCUGCUGGCCCACGGUGCAGACCCCACCCUCAAGAACCACGAGGGACACACGCCACUCGACAUAGCCGUCGCGGAGGAUGUGCGCUGCCUGCUGACGGACGCCAUGCCCGCACCAAGCCCCGUGUGCACCCCGGUGCCUGCCUCCAGCGUGGCACCCUCGUUGGAGGGCCUGGAGGCGGAGAUCCCUGGGGCACUACAGCUGCUGGUGACGCAGCGGGCUCCGCGUGAUUCUCUGGGCCCCCCGCUGGCGGACCUGGCGACGCACCAGCACGACUUCAUGCAGUUCCUGGCCACCGUCGGCCUGGGCCACCUCUGCGAGCUCUUUGACAGGGAGCGGAUCACCAUGGACAUCCUGGCCGAGAUGGGUCAUGAGGAGCUCAAGCAGAUUGGUGUGUCGGCGUACGGCCAUCGGCACAAGCUUAUGAAGGGCAUCGAGAAGCUGGUGACGAGCCGAGGGACGUCCAACGCCCCCCUGGCUCCAGGCACGGUGCUGCUCGACCUGUCGCCCCACGACAAGGAGUACCUUGCAGUUGAGGAGGAGUUGCAGGCCACGGUCCGGCAACACCGAGACAACGGCUAUGCGGGUGGAGUAUUUAUGCGCUACAAGAUCCUCAAGAUCCAGCGGGUGCGCAACCGGAAGCUGCUGGAGCGCUACUGCCACCGGCGGAAGGAGGUGGCUGAGGAGAACCAUGGCCAGUCGAAUGAGCGCAUGCUCUUCCACGGCUCGCCCUUCAUCAACGCCAUUGUGCAGAAGGGCUUUGACGAGCGGCACGCCUACAUCGGCGGCAUGUUCGGGGCAGGCAUUUACUUUGCGGAGAAUUCUUCCAAGAGCAACCAGUAUGUGUACGGAACCUGCGGAGGAACCGGCUGCCCCAUCCACAAGGACCGUUCCUGCUACAUCUGCCACAGGCAAAUGUUGCUGUGCCGGGUGACGCUGGGCAAGUCCUUCCUGCAGUUCAGUGCCAUGAAGAUGGCCCAUGCGCCACCGGGCCACCACUCGGUCAUCGGGCGGCCCAGUGUGGGUGGCCUCUCUUACCCAGAGUAUGUCGUCUACCGGGGCGAGCAGGCGUACCCCGAGUACCUCAUCUCGUACCAGAUCGAGAAGCCCCAAGAGCCACCCUCCUGAGGGCUCCAGGGGGGCCGACUGGCUCCGGCCGCGAGUGUGAGAGAAUGUGUGGUGGAUUCCUUCUCUGGACUGGUGCCACCCUGCUGGAGUGAACAAGUGCUUUGUACAUUCAUUGUUUGAGGAUGAAAGAAUGCCUGCUUGUUGGGCGAACAACGGA